GAGCUUGAACACAAAAUCAUCUCUCUGAUGAAGAAAGAGCUCAAGAUCUUCAAGAAACUACUGAGCUCAGAUUACCCAGCAUGCUCUGAGAGAGAGGAGGAGGUGGAUGAAGAUCAGAUCAGAGUCAGAGAGGAGCUUCUGAAAAUCACACUGCACGUCCUGAAGAAGAUGAACCAGACAAACCUCGCUGAUAAACUACAGACCAAACUUGCACCUUUGUGUGUGAAAAAACACAAAUCCAGACUAAAGGAGAAAUUUCAGAGAAUAAAUGAAGGAAUAUCAAUUCAAGGAAACUCAAGACUUGUGAAUGAGAUCUACACAGAGCUGUACAUCACAGAGGGAGGGAGUGAAGAACUCAAUAAUGAACAUGAGGUGAGACAGAUUGAGACAAUAUCCAGAAGAUCAAAGACACAAGAAACACCAAUCAAAUGUAAUGACAUCUUUAAAGCUUUACCUGGACAAGACAAACACAUCAGAACUGUGCUGACUAAAGGAGUUGCUGGAAUUGGAAAAACCGUCUCUGUACUAAAGUUCAUUCUGGACUGGAGUGAAGGAAAAGCAAAUCAGGAUCUUCACUUCAUAUUUCCACUUCCAUUCAGAGAACUGAAUCUUAUGAAGAACACAAAUAUCAGUCUGAUGGAUCUUCUUCAUCAGUUCUUCAUAGAUACAAAAGAACUGAGAUCAAGAGACUUUGAUGUCUAUAAAGUUGUGUUUAUCUUUGAUGGUCUGGAUGAGUGUCAACUUCCUCUAGAUUUCUCAAACAAUCAGAGUCUGUUUGAUGUAAGAGAAGACGCUUCACUGGAUGUGCUGUUGACAAACCUCAUCAAGGGGAAUCUGCUUCCUUCUGCUCUAAUCUGGAUAACAUCACGACCAGUGGCAGCCAAUCAGAUUCCUCCUGACUGUGUCCACCAGAUCACAGAUGUACGAGGAUUCAAUGAUCCUCAGAAGGACGAGUAUUUCAUUAAGAGAAUAAAUGAUGAGAGUUUGUCCAACAGAAUCAUCAGACACAUCAAAUCAUCCAGGAGUUUGUACAUCAUGUGUCAUAUCCCAGUCUUCUGUUGGAUUACAGCCACUGUUCUAGAGAGAAUGUUGAGUGAAUCAGAGAGUCAAGCAGAGAUCCCCAAGACUCUCACUCAAAUGUUCACACACUUCCUGAUCUUUCAGACCAAACUGAAGAGUCAGAAGUAUGAUGGGAAAUGUGAGGUAGAUCUUCAACAGGUUAGAAAGAGUCUUCUGUCAUUGGGAAAACUGGCUUUUCAACAGCUGGAGAAAGGGAAUCUGAUCUUCUAUGAGGAGGAUCUGAGAGAUUGUGACAUUGAUGUCAGAGACGCUUCAGUGUACUCAGGAGUUUGUACUCAGAUCUUCAGAGAGGAGUUUGGACUGAACCUGGUGAAGGUCUACAGCUUUGUGCAUCUGAGCAUUCAGGAGUUUCUCGCUGCUUUAUUUUUCUUUCUUUCAUUUUCUCAACAAACAUCAGGAUCGACUAUGAGUGAUUUACUGAAGAGUGAAGUGGACAAAGCCUUACAGAGUGAGAACGGACACCUGGACCUUUACCUCCGAUUCCUUCUGGGUCUCUCACUGGGGUCCAAUCAGAUGAUCUUAGGAGAACUACUGACACAGACAGGAAGAAGAUCUGACAGCAGACAGGAAAUAGUUGAGUACAUUAAGAUGAGGAUCAGAGAGAAUCAAUCUCCAGAGAAAUCCAUCAAUCUGUUUUACUGUCUGAAUGAACUGAAUGAUCAAUCUCUAGUGAACGAGAUACAAACAUAUUUAAACAGAAAAGAUUACAGUCGUCUCUCUGGAGUAAGUCUCUCUCCAUCUCAGUGGUCGGCUGUGGUGUUUGUGUUACUGAACUCAGAUCAGAAGCUGGAUGAGUUUUUACUGGAGAAAUAUGAUCGAUCAGAUGAAUGUCUUCAGAGGCUGCUGCCAGUGAUCAAAGCAUCCAGAAAAGCUGAUCUGAAGAAGUGUAAUCUGACAGAGAAAAGUUGUUCAUCAUUGAGUUCAGUUCUCAGCUCAAACUCCUCAAGUCUGACAGAACUGAACCUGAGUCGCAAUGAACUGCAGGAUUCAGGAGUGAAGCUUCUCUCUGAUGGACUGAAGAAUACAAACUGUAAACUCAAGAUAUUACAUCUGAGUCUCUGUAUUCUGACAGAGAAAAGUUGUUCAUCAUUGAGUUCAGUUCUCAUCUCAAACCCCUCAAGUCUGACAGAACUGAACCUGAGUGAAAAUAAACUACAGGAUUCAGGAGUGAAGCUUCUCUCUGAUGCAUUGAAGAAUACAAACUGUAAACUCAAGAUAUUACAUCUGAGUUGGUGUAAACUGACAGAAAAAAGUUGUUCAUCUUUGAGUUCAGUUCUCAGCUCAAACUCCUCAAGUCUGAGAGAACUAAACCUGAGUUACAAUAUACUGCAGGAUUCAGGAGUGAAGCUUCUCUCUGACGGACUGAAGAAUACAAACUGUAAACUCAAGAUAUUAAAUCUAAUGAACUGUAAUCUGACAGAGAAAAGUUGUUCAUCAUUGAGUUCAGUUCUCAUCUCAAACUCCUCAAGUCUGACAGAACUGAACCUGAGUGAAAAUAAACUGCAGGAUUCAGGAGUGAAGCUUCUCUCUGAUUCACUGAAUAAUACAAACUGUAAACUGAAGAUAUUACAACUGAUGAGCUGUAAUCUGACAGAGAAAAGUUGUUCAUCAUUGAGUUCAGUUCUCAUCUUAAACUCCUCAAGUCUGACAGAACUGAACCUGAGUGAAAAUGAACUGCAGGAUUCAGGAGUGAAGCUUCUCUCUGAUGGACUGAAGAAUACAAACUGUAAACUCAAGAUAUUACAUCUGUGGCGCUGUAAUCUGACAGAGAAAAGUUGUUCAUCAUUGAGUUCAGUUCUCAUCUCAAACUUCUCAAGUCUGACAGAACUGAACCUGAGUGGAAAUGACUUGCAGGAUUCAGGAGUGAAGCUUCUCUCUGAUGGACUGAAGAAUACAAACUGUAAACUCAAGAUAUUACAUCUGUGGCGCUGUAAUCUGACAGAGAAAAGUUGUUCAUCAUUGAGUUCAGUUCUCAUCUCAAAAUCCUCAAGUCUGACAGAAUUGAACCUGAGUCACAAUGAACUGCAGGAUUCAGGAGUGAAGCUUCUCUCUGAUGGACUGAAGAAUACAAACUGUAAACUCAAGAUAUUAAAUCUGGAGUACUGCAGUAUUGGAGAUGAAGGUUUUGUUGCAUUGGCUUCAGCUCUGAAAUCAAACCCAUCACACAUGACUGAACUCAAUCUAACCUAUAAUAAUCCAGGAGAUUCAGGAGUGAAGCUGAUCUCUGAUCUACUGAAGGAUCCACACUGUAAACUACACAAACUACAUAUUGAGCCUCGACUCUAACACUCAUCUACAAGAGCUACAGAUGACAAAUCAAGCAACAGACUUCAGUCAUAAAGUAGAAGAUCUUCUUACUGCCUCCUACUGGACAAACAGCAGUAGUGAGACAUAAGAGCUCAACAUGAGAGACGUCUGUUAAACGCACAAACAUCACAUUCAUAAUCCAGCAGAAGAGACAAAUCAAGUUCAAUGAUGUUUGUGUUUGUGUUGUGACAGUCAGAUGAUGUUAGUGGAUGUUUCUCUCUCUCAGUUAUAUAACACUUCAUUCAUCUGGACUUUAUUACAGCACUGAUGAGAAACUUACCAAUGAGAUAUAAGCUUUAGGUCAUUUUUUGUGGGCCAACCCACUGUGGUCUAGCCCAUAUCUGAGCCUGCAUGAUUUUGCCAUUAAUUAAAAUCAGUAUUAUUGGUUGUUGCUAUCUUAGAGGAUAAUUUCCUUUUUAUGUUUAUAGAAUCAAGAACAUGAUUAUACAUUGUGAUAAAUGCCAUUUCAGUGACUCAUGUAGCCUCUAACCUACCUGAAUAUAUUCAGAUUGGGCUAAAUAAAAUAAAUAAUAAAGUUAAUAUGAUUAGCCAGUUAACAAAUUCAACUGUCCCGUGUUCUGGGAUUACACCAACGACUGGAAAUCUGGAUGUUUUUUUUAAACCUGUUUCAGUAGAUCAAAUUUGUAAAGCAUUGAAAGCCAUUAAGAAAAAAGGAUUUGUGGGCCCAGAUAACUUAGACCAGUGGUUCUCAAACUUUUUACAACAAGUACCACCCCAGAAAAUAUUUGGCUCUCAAAGUAUCGCCAUAAUGACCAAUGGUAAAAUCCAGAAGUGUAAAAGGCCUAACUAUUCAGAGCUAUUUGAAACAAAGUAAGAUUGUAUGUGCUUGUGUGUUCGUCUUGAUGCGCAGCGUGUACUGUUGAUGACAAAGUACUGCGAGAGCAGAGUAGCCUGACCCCUCGUUCAGACAGCCAGCGACGUUAUCGCUGUGUGUCGCUUGUCUCUUUCAAUGAGGCGUUUCUAAAUCUGCUUGUCAUAAACAAAUGAGUACCAUCCACGCCAGUAACUGACGAGAGAAGGGUGACGUGAACUCCACUGCUUUGUUCUCAUUGGUAGUUGCUCCCGAAAGUCGCUCGACAUUUGCAUAAAGUUAAACUUUUCUUAACUUUCUCGCGUCGUUGGACACGGCCAUACGGUCGCCAACGGUCACUGUCGCUCGUGUCGCCGGAAGUCGCCAGGUUUCCAUUGAAAUGAAUGAGAUCGCGUCGCUCUGCUACUGCUUGUCGUUGGCUGUCUGAAUG
Paramisgurnus dabryanus is the source of this 4649-nucleotide messenger RNA. NCBI's taxonomy places the organism in Eukaryota, Metazoa, Chordata, Actinopteri, Cypriniformes, Cobitidae. The record is from RefSeq and is a predicted model, not a curated record.